Messenger RNA from Gadus chalcogrammus (walleye pollock), 1540 nucleotides. RefSeq names its product neuronal growth regulator 1 (gene negr1). The transcript is spliced from 7 exons. The coding region runs from base 503 to 1540 and encodes 345 amino acids. The record is from RefSeq and is a predicted model, not a curated record. NCBI's taxonomy places the organism in Eukaryota, Metazoa, Chordata, Actinopteri, Gadiformes, Gadidae.
CCAACAUCCACUUCCACGUUCCGGAUGUAAAUUUCCUUGCACAGGAAUACGGGGGGGGCGGUGAUGUCUCUCAAAUGAACGCCAUUAAUUUCUCAUAGGUCGCGUAUGUUGUAUCAUCAUUACCUACAGCCGCUCAAACGGCUUCAUCAGAAGCCACUGGGAACGGGUUGCCCGGGAAACGGCCGCAUGGCAACAGGAUCAGCGCCUGGGGGUUGUCUGCUUCUAGGUCUGCUCCCAUUUUACACAGCGUCUCCUCCUCACUAGAUGGUGUGCGCGCCACUGGAGAGCAGCCUGCACUUCCCCUCGCUCCGUGGGCUGACGUAGGAACCAAACAAACCCGGGAAACUAUAGCAGCACCGCCGCCACCACCACCACCAACCCAUCGUUUUUCUUACGGAGUAAAAACAAGAUAAAAAAAACAACAGAUUUGACGACCAGGGUUUUGCGUGCAGGUUUUUAUUGAGAACAACACUUGGGGAGACUUGGGUGCAGCAGUUCUGUGAUGGACAUCAUGUUGGCGGUGCAGGAUGCGUGCGUCUCCGGUCAGUGGCUCACCGCGAUCCUGCUCAGUGUGUGCUGCUUUCUCCCUUCCUGCUUGCCCGCUGGACAAACGGUGGACUAUUCCUCGGUGGAAAGUGUGGUGAGCAGACAAGGCGACACGGCGAUAUUGAGAUGCUACCUGUUGGACGGCAUCUCCAAAGGUGCCUGGCUCAACCGCUCCAGCAUCAUCUUCGCGGGGAGCGACAAGUGGUCGGUGGACCCGCGCGUCUCCAUCGUGUCGAGCGUGGCGGACAAACACGAGUACAGCCUGCAGAUACAGAAGGUGGACGUGACGGACGAUGGCCAGUACACCUGCUCCAUCCAGAGCGAGCGCAACCUGCGGCCAAAGCAUCUCAACCUCGUCGUCAAAGUUCCCCCCAAGAUAUACGACAUCUCGGCUGAUAUAACCGUGAACGAGGGCAGCAACGUGUCGCUCAUCUGCACCGCCAGUGGGAAACCCGAGCCCUCCAUUUCCUGGAGACACAUAACCCCAUCAGCUAAGAAGUACGACAGCAGUGAAUACCUCAACAUCACCGGCAUCACCCGGGACCAGUCUGGGGACUACGAGUGCAGUGCGCUGAACGACAUCGCCUUCCCGGACACCAAGACCGUCAGAGUCACAGUUAACUUCGCCCCGUCCAUCCACGAGAUGAAGAGCCACGGGGUGGGCCUGGGCCGGACCGCCCUGCUGAGGUGUGAGGCCGCCGCCGUGCCCGUGCCCAUCUUCGAGUGGUACAAGGGGGAGAAACGGAUUAUCAAGGGCCAAGGCAUCGACAUCAAGAACCUGAGCUCAAGGUCCGUGCUGACCGUGAACAACAUGACAGAGGAUCGCUACGGCAACUACACCUGCGUCGCCACCAACAAGAUCGGCUCGGCCAACGCCAGCGUGCCACUUAUCCCACCCAACACGGCGCCCUAUGGGAGUACAGGAAGCGGCCAGGUUCCGCUGGCCUGCUGGUCCCUGAUCCUGGCUCUCUCCACCUUCAUCAGCGCGUACUAG